CAACUAAGUAAAGGAAGGGUCCGACACAUACACAUAUUAAUAGACACAGUCUUCUUUCUCCUUACAGGGUUACCCUCUCCCACAUCCAUAAAAACCCAAUCCAUUCAACAAAUCUCAAUUCACACUUCAAACCUUGGAUCCUCUUUCUCCUUUUCAUUCGCCAAUCAUCAAAUAUUAUAAUAUAAUAAUUAAUAAAAACCAAUCAAAAAACCAACAUUACACACAACACAACCUCUCAAACAAAACAAAACAAAACAAAACAAAAUAUGUCAUCAUCCCCUUUUCCUUCUUGUUUCCGUCCCUCUCCAACCACCGACGACAACCGUAAUUCUCCACCACCACCACCGUCUCCGCCACAUUCCACCAACCCUAACCUCACCACCUAUCUUUACCAAUCCAACGUAGGUUUAGUUUCAUUGACUUGGUCACGUUCUAUUCUUGGUCGUUCUCUUCACGUUCAACUUCAUCAUCACCCAUUCGAUUCACCACCAACCAAUCCUUCUUCUUCUUCCUCCUCCUUUCAUCUCCAUAUCAAACCCUUCAUUUUCUGGAAAAAACACGGAACAAAAAAACUCUCUUCAAAUACACACUUGUUCUGGAACCUCUCUAAAGCUAAAUUUGGGUCAGGACCUGAGCCAGAUUCCGGCUUCUACUUCGCCGUUGUUGUUGAUAACGAGAUGACUCUUUUGGUCGGAGAUUCAAACAAAGAUGCGUAUGCAAAGUCCAAAUCUAAAGAACACAAGAAUAAUUUUCAGUAUUUGGUGAUGAAAAGAGAGCAUGUUUAUGCUAACAAAAUCUACAACACGAGAGCGAGAUUUGGUGGGAAAAUGAGAGAGAUUCAGAUAGAUUGUGGUGGAAGAGAUCAUUCCAGGCUUUGUUUCAGUGUUGAUGGACAAAAAGUGUUGCAGAUUAAGAGAUUGAAAUGGAAGUUUAGAGGGAAUGAGAGAGUUGAAAUUGAUGGUGUACCUGUUCAGAUCUCAUGGGAUGUUUAUAAUUGGUUGUUUGUGAAAGAUAACAGUGAUGGGCACGCGAUUUUCAUGUUCAAAUUCGAAGAAGAAGAUGAAGAUGAACAACAACGAGGUAAAGAGAAGAGUUUGACGAAUUUGCUAGCGCAACAGAAUUUGAAUUUGGGUGUUUAUGAGUUAGGGAAAAUGGGUAAGAGUUGGUCGUCUUCGUCGGUUUCAAUGGCUUCUUCUGGUGGAUCUUUUGGUGCAAGUUCUUCUGUUUUGGAAUGGUCUAGUGUUGAGGAGAAUGAAUUGGUUGUUCCUGUUGGGUUUUCUUUGCUUGUUUAUGCUUGGAAACGAUGAAUGGUGAUUCUGUUUCUGGUUGCAUUUUGUUCUGUUCUAUGAUCAUUUUAAUUAGACAGUGUUGCAACUGGUUUAAGUUUAGAUUUUUAUUGUCACACCUCACUAACACAUUUGUUUUGUGAACAUAGAGAUUGAAUAAAUGUAGUUUUAGAAUUUAGAAGCUUAAGAGAAUCCAAUGUUUUGAUAUUAGAUCUAACAUAUUAUUCUUUACGAUGGAGAAGAUCAUAGAUAGCACUAGUUGGAUUUGGAGGAUUUUGUACUUUUUAUUUUUACUUGGUAUUGCCUUAAGGAUUGUGGAAUUUAUUUAUUACAAUGCAAUGUAAUUUUUUUCUUCUUCAUAUAUAACUCAAUUGUUUGCAGCUAA
Molecule: messenger RNA, 1671 nt
Organism: Medicago truncatula (barrel medic)
Lineage: Eukaryota; Viridiplantae; Streptophyta; Magnoliopsida; Fabales; Fabaceae
Exons: 1
Coding region: 267-1307 (346 amino acids)
Source: RefSeq, a predicted model, not a curated record